Molecule: messenger RNA, 706 nt
Organism: Schistosoma spindalis
Lineage: Eukaryota; Metazoa; Platyhelminthes; Trematoda; Strigeidida; Schistosomatidae
Source: the annotation of a GenBank genome assembly
AUGACUUCUGCAAUUGGCAGUUAUUGGUUUCAGCGAAUUAUCACUUUGAAAAAGCAGUCACGUGGAUGUCACUAUGUUACGGAUGAGAUUAGAAAAGCUUUGCCAGAAAUUGGACAACUACAAAUGGGUAUUUUACAUCUUUUUAUUCAGCAUACAUCAGCUACUCUAACAAUUAAUGAAAGUUGGGAUCCAUCUGUUACAACAGAUAUGGAAAUGGUUCUAAAUCAUCUUGUACCUGAAUCACUUAAAUACAAACACAAUUGUGAAGGUGCUGAUGACAUGCCUGCACAUGCAAAACAAGCAUUACUUGGUGGACCCAGUAUUACCAUACCUAUUACAAAUGGUCAGUUAGCCUUGGGUACUUGGCAAGGAAUAUGGCUUUGUGAACAUCGGAACUCUGGUUCUUCGCGUCAAGUAGUGGCCACAAUACAAGGAUGUCUACGAUAGUACAGUUCAAGUGAAUACUUUUUUUUCAGUCAAUUAUUUCUUGUCUCUGUUAUUCUAUUGCUUAAAUGAUUGCUCGAUUUCUUGGUUGUGAACUGUUUUGUACACAUAACAUUUGAAGUGCUUCUAAUGUAAUUCUUCGACGAUCCAUAUAUUUGGGUUUAAUAUCUUUAAAAUUUCACAUUAUCAAUGUAAAACUUCAUUUUCAGCUACCCGGUCUCUUCUCAUGUUUGCUUUAAUUCCCGUCUUUAAACCUUUUUUU